Messenger RNA from Poeciliopsis prolifica (blackstripe livebearer), 1529 nucleotides. RefSeq names its product malate dehydrogenase 1B, NAD (soluble) (gene mdh1b). Lineage: Eukaryota; Metazoa; Chordata; Actinopteri; Cyprinodontiformes; Poeciliidae. The transcript has 10 exons. The record is from RefSeq and is a predicted model, not a curated record. Gene Ontology annotation, molecular function: L-malate dehydrogenase (NAD+) activity. The coding region runs from base 64 to 1494 and encodes 476 amino acids. Gene Ontology annotation, biological process: tricarboxylic acid cycle; oxaloacetate metabolic process; malate metabolic process.
UCGGUUGCCGAGCAACGGACGCCUUCUGUUUUCAAUGGUUAAGAUGUGACAGUACGUUGUGAAAUGGCGAAAUUUGUGCUCGCUGGUAAGGCGGACUGUCCUCUGUAUGCCGAAGCGGAGCGGUUAGCAGACACUCUCCAGCGAACCCUUCCGAGAUUCAGGGUCCAUAAGAUCCCCGUCCUGCCAUCAGAGUGGGAGAAAUGGCUUGAAAUCACAUGCAAUAAAAAUGGCUGGAAACACGAGGAAAGUCCCAUCAUUUGGAGGGAGCUGGUGGAACAAGGGGGCAAAGGGAUGCUGUUGGGUGGUUACAAUGACUUUGUGGACCAUUGCAAGGUCUACUACGGCGUCACGUCAAAAAUACCCGAAGAUGAGCUGGAGAGAAUUGUAGCAGAGAACCUUGAAACACAACUUAGCCUUCUUGCUGAAGAACAGCAUCGCCUGAGUCUAAUUCGUCCCUGUAACGUGUGGAUCACAGGCGCUCUCUGCUUAACAUCCCAAAUCUUGAUCCCCUUCCUUCUGUCCAAUGAGACGUUCCCGGACGCUCAAACGGUCGCUAUCCAUCUGCUGCACCUGAGCGGAGACGAGGAAGAAAUGCAGAUGCUCAAGAUGGACAUCGAGGAUUUGGCACUCCGUCUGCUCUACCGGGUGACGGUGCACACAGAUCUGGGACAGGCUUUCCAUGAAGCACACGUCAUCAUCCUGCUGGACGAUUUCAAUGAUUUCAGUGUUGAUUCAGAUUCAGAGGAACAGAGCGACAAGGCCAGGAAGCAGAAAGUUAAAGACGUAUCUGAGCGCUACAGAGAGUACGGGCGCCUCAUUGACGAACGCGCCAACAAAGAGGUGAAGGUGAUGGUGGCCGGGGUGUCUUUCAUCAACAUGAGAUGCUCGCUGCUCAUGGAGAACGCUCCUUCCAUCAACAGCCACCAGUUUAUUGCCAUCGCAACCCAGCUGGUGAAUGAAGUCAGAGUCGUGCUCGCAAAGAAGUUGUGCGUGAUGCCUUCAGAUAUCGCGGAUGUCAUUGUGUGGGGGAACAUCAGCGGCAAUUUCAUCAUCGACCUGCGGUGGGCGGAAGUUUUCAACUAUCCAGGGGCGGUCAGGGUACCGCCAAACUUUUCCCAGCCAGUCCUCGGGGUUUUAUUCGACAGAAAAUGGAUAGAAAAAGAAUUUAAGCCACUGGUCCAUCAGCAGCGGGAGGCCUUGUUUUCAAACACCAGCCGGGGAGCCGCAAUAUCAGCCACUAACGGGAUCCUGGAAGUGCUGCAGACUUGGCACGGAGUGUCUGGUCCAGAUGCGUUUUUUUCACUCGGUAUAGCUUCCUCAGACUUCUACGAUCUCCCAGAAGGCAUCAUCAUCUCAGCUCCAGCUACAUGUACGAACGGCAAAUGGUCUCUUCUGGAGGAUGUGAAUAUUAAUGAAAAGAUGUUGGAGGAACUCCAGCUCUGUGCAGAUGAACUGCUGAAGGAAAAGGAAAUGCAAUUUGAAGAUCCUGAAUGAAAGAUGCGAAAACAAAUAAAAUGUUUGGUCAAUUC